Messenger RNA from Candoia aspera, 3954 nucleotides. It is a transcript of the gene MASTL, whose product is annotated as microtubule associated serine/threonine kinase like. Gene Ontology annotation, biological process: intracellular signal transduction; peptidyl-serine phosphorylation. The transcript has 12 exons. NCBI's taxonomy places the organism in Eukaryota, Metazoa, Chordata, Lepidosauria, Squamata, Candoiidae. Gene Ontology annotation, molecular function: ATP binding; protein serine/threonine kinase activity. The coding region runs from base 27 to 2732 and encodes 901 amino acids. The record is from RefSeq and is a predicted model, not a curated record.
AAAGGACGGUGGCUGCGGCGCUCGUAAUGGCGGAAAUUUCCGCAUCCCGAGAUGGUUUGAGAAGGGAGAAGGAGAGCGGCGCCUCGUGCGGGAGGCGCAUCACCGUACCCCAGCCGCCCUCCAUCGAGGAUUUUACCAUCGUUAAGCCCAUCAGCCGGGGCGCUUUCGGGAAGGUUUAUCUGGGUCGCAAAGGCGGAAAGCUCUAUGCCGUCAAGGUGGUGAAAAAGGCUGAUCUGAUCAAUAAGAAUAUGGCCCAUCAGGUACAGGCAGAGAGAGAUGCCUUGGCUCUCAGUAAAAGUCCUUUCAUAGUACACUUAUUCUAUUCACUUCAAUCUGCCAACAAUGUCUACUUGGUAAUGGAAUAUCUUAUUGGUGGAGAUGUUAAAUCUCUUCUUCAUAUAUAUGGUUACUUUGAUGAAGAAAUGGCAGUGAAGUAUAUUUCUGAAGCAGCACUGGCUCUUGAUUACCUUCACAGGCAUGGGAUAAUCCAUAGAGACCUAAAACCAGACAACAUGCUGAUAUCUAAUGAGGGUCACAUUAAGUUGACUGACUUUGGACUGUCCAGAGUUACUCUGAACAGAGAAAUAAAUAUGAUAGAUAUUCUCACUACACCAUCGAUGUCUAAAUCUAAGCAAGACUAUUCUCGUACUCCUGGACAAGUAUUAUCUCUUAUCAGCUCUUUUGGUUUUUAUACUCCAGUUGAAGGGAAGGGGCCUGUGCACAGUCCAAGCCCUGUUUGUGCAGAUAUGUCUCAGCUCUCUCGAGGAAUUGCUUCUCCCCUAUCUGUCAGCUACAAAGAUUACUCUAUGGCACCAAAUAAGCUUCUGAGAGCAUGCCUUGAUUCUUCAGCUGUUAUGCCUGGAAUGCCUGUAAGGAGUUUAACGCCAACUCUGCUUCAGUCCAGAAGAAGGCAUGGGACAUCCAGUGCCAGUAGCCAUUCCCGGACCCAGCUGUCUAGUAUGGAAUCUGAGUGCUGCAGCAGCCCCAGGUGGGAAAAGGACAUCCAGGAAGCAGAAGACUUCUGCCCUGCUGCAAGUCAAGUGAACGCAAUGGAGAAACGCGAGUGUACUGAUACGCUGCUUGUCAACAACACUAAAGCCUUAAAGCAAAAGUUGCUGGAAUCUGCUAUUUCCCCUAUUAGUAGUAAUGACUCUGGAGACCGGCAUGAUGGAAGGAGUGAACUUUUUGACCCAUCAGAUAUUUCUGAAAGAAUUUGUGAUAUGAAAGAUUUAGUCAGAAAAUGUCUUUCAGAAUACAACAAAUGGGAAGAAAAGCUUUGUACAGACAACUCUGCUCAAUCCAAGGAGGUAGCAAAUCCUUCUAACUGUCACUUCUCCCAUCUGGGCUUGGACAAUCUCAUGAAAGAAAAGAAAGAGAGACCAGUGUUGCAGAAGACUGGUGUCAAAAGAUGCUUUGAAUUAGUUGACACUAGCCCUUCUCAAGAACAUAUCCUUGUGAAAAAAAACAAUGGCGAAUAUAAGCGUGGCUGUAAAAUCAUUGAGAUCCCAAAAAAGCAAAGCACAAGUUUGACAGCUGAAAUCUGUUGCUUAAAACUUGAAGGGUGCAUGCAAGAGACCUGUGCAAAGGAAAAUCAAGCAAAGGAUUCCAGUUGUACAGAACAAAACAAAGGGAACAAACCAGGGACCCCUUUAAUAGCUAAGAAUCUUAUGAAUGAACUAGAUGCAGAUUGUGAAAAGGAUGGGAAAAAGGAACACAUGAACUCCAGUUUCUUAUGCAUUGAUGAUGAAAAGCCUUUAGCAAGCAUGAGCAUGGACUCUGAUUUAUCCCUUCCAGAGGUCUCUGCUGCAGAGAACCACUUAGAAAAACACAUGUUUGAUUUAAAUGGGAGCAUUAAAGAUGUCCCCCUUGAAGAACUAAAACCAGAAGCUAUGUUAGCAACAUCACCUUGUUGCCCCAAUGGUGAACCAAUGCUUCCUGUCCAGGAGAGCAGAUCCCUGGAUCACAAUCAAGAUAAGAGUUUGAAAUACAUUACAGAAAAGCACACCAAUGUUCAUUCUUCACCAAUGGAAAUGCUGAAGGCACUUACAAAAAAUAUUGUUGCAUUCCGAAGUUACAGCAGUCCUAUCAAUAUGUCUAAUAUGUCUGAGCCUUCAAAAAUUAGUAUGAUAUCUGUAGAAGGAAUGGAUAUCUCUGCUUGCAGUGGUUCGUAUCCAAUGACUGUUACACCUGCACAAAAAGGGACAACCUACAGGAUUUAUCAGACUCCUCAGGGAAAUGUUGGUACACCCUACAGGACCCCAAAAAGUGUCCGAAGAGGGGCUGCUCCAGUAGAAGGAGAACACAUUUUAGGAACUCCAGAUUACUUAGCACCUGAACUUCUCUUUGCAAAGACUCAUGGUGCUGCUGUAGACUGGUGGGCGCUUGGAGUUUGCCUGUUUGAGUUUUUAACUGGAAUUCCACCAUUCAAUGAUGAAACACCACAACAAGUAUUCCAGAAUAUUCUUAAAAGGGAUAUCCCAUGGCCUGAAGGUGGAGAGAAGUUGUCAGAUAAUGCUCAGAAUGCGAUUGAUAUUCUUUUAACUGUUGACAGUGCCAAGCGAGCUGGACUCAAGGAGCUGAAGCUUCAUCCCCUCUUUCACGGUGUGGAUUGGGAUAAUCUGCACAAUCAGACCAUGCCCUUUAUACCUCAACCAAAUGAUGAAACAGAUACAUCCUAUUUUGAAGCGAGGAAUAAUGCUCAGCAUCUAACAGUGUCUGGAUUCAGCCUGUAGUAUCAACAAAAAAGUUGUGUAGAGGAUUUCACAUUUAUGUUGACAAAACUCCCUAACACUUAUUUUGUAACAAUUUCAUUUUUAAAAAAGGAUCUGCUUUUAACUCAGUAUUUUUCAGUAUAAGCUAUAUUGAAAUGUUUAAUUCCAAAUAGCUUCUGAUCCAAAUUUUUACUCUUAAUACUGCACUUUAUAUUAAUAUUAUUAUGUAACGUAAUAGUAGUAUGACACUUUCCUACUCAACAAAAAUUAUUUUUCUGCUGCUAUGGCUAUUUCUAAAUAUGGGGAAAUGAUUACUGUCAGCUAUAAUGGGGAAAGUUAAAUGUGUAGCAACGCAGUCACCAGUGCGCCUGUAAUUAUAGCAUGACUCCUCAACAUUAGAAUCUAUUUGAAACUGAUUUCAGGUCACUUUGAAGCUGUACUUAACUUUUGUAUUUUCAGGGCAGUCCAAACAGGAAAGAGUGUUUUUCAGGCAUUUGGUAUAAUUUAUAUAUUACUUAUCCUGCUGUUUAAACUGUCAGUAUUCCCAGUUGUUUCUAAUUUUAUUGUCAUAUGUUUUCAUUCCUAGUUUAUCUAUGAAAACUGUGGCAAAAACAAAGCAAGAAAAACUUAAGGUUUAACUGUAAUGCUAUGUUUUUGGAUAAACUAUGUUGCCAUUUUAAAUACUGAAAAUGAAAAAUGGUCAUUUUUGCAUUUCGGUCUGGGAAAAAAAGAAUAAUUGUGUAUGCUAAAUCAACAUAGUGUAAUUGCAAUUUAGUGAAACAGAUAAGAUCAGGGGACCUUUCAAUUACUAUGCAUUUAAAACAUUGAAAAUAAAAAUAUGUAUUUGAGAUACACCGUUUCUAAAUCUCCUUUGAAUUAAGCACUGAAGAUUACUUAUUGUUUCAGGUUGUACUACUGUUAUAAAUAAGAAUUUACUUCACUUUAAAUAAGCUCCAUAUUGAAACAUUUCUUGAUUUUCUCCCAUGCCUCCCAGAGAGUGCCUUAAGCAGCUUAGGCUACUGCAUUAGUUUAACUGUUCUGAAGCAAGAUUCUUUUAACACUAUGGGAUCCACUUGGAACAGAGUUUCAGUCCAUAUUUUUCUUUAGUCUGGUUGCACAACUGAAAUUUAAUGGACAACUCUUAAAUAUUCUCAAAUAACUAAAAGCUGUCACAUUUAUCCCUGUUCUCUACUAGCUGCUGUAUCAAAGUAGUUUCCUGGCAAUAAAUUACCUAUGAUUAUUA